Messenger RNA from Talaromyces stipitatus ATCC 10500, 1029 nucleotides. Its product is annotated as CCCH and RING finger protein (Znf183), putative. NCBI's taxonomy places the organism in Eukaryota, Fungi, Ascomycota, Eurotiomycetes, Eurotiales, Trichocomaceae. The record is from RefSeq and is a predicted model, not a curated record. Gene Ontology annotation, molecular function: metal ion binding. The transcript is spliced from 2 exons. Bases 1 to 1029 code for a protein of 342 amino acids. Gene Ontology annotation, cellular component: U2-type spliceosomal complex. Gene Ontology annotation, biological process: snoRNA splicing.
AUGGCAGACCAAGCAACCGCAGUAGACGCCAAUCUGCCACAAGUAACAUUCAAAAAGCGUUCUUCCAAAGCGAAAUCCAAUUUCCGCAAAAGACCAGCCACUCCACCACCUGCCUCUACUGCUGGUGCCGACUCUGACUCCGAUUUCACCUCCUCAGACGACGAAGAAGGCCGAAGAAUAAAACGACUACGCAAAACAGCGGCUGUCACGGCAUCAUCGGCAGCGAACAAACCACAUUCCAGACUUGAUGAGGAUGCACCCGAAUACGCCACGGCAGCGCCCUUGGUGAAAUCGAAUGAUGCCACCAAACAGACGAACUGGUAUGAUGAGGCGCAAGAGAACGGCGGUGAUGAGUUGAGCGCGAAGGGUCUUCUCGGAAAUACACGCGCAAAACCGGGGACUGUUACUGCCCCAUCGAUAGAUGGGACGUACAAAGGUGCUACGAACUAUCAGUCGUUUAUACAGAAAAAUCCCGAUAGCGCAGGAAAACAGUUUGGGCCUAUGAAAGCAGCCACAAAUAUUCGCACAGUCACGUUUACCGAUAUGGCGCCGGAUGUGUGCAAGGAUUACAAGAAAACGGGGUAUUGCGGAUUCGGCGAUUCGUGUAAAUUCGCUCAUAUGCGAGAAGAUUAUAAGCAUGGUUGGCAACUUGACAAGGACUGGGAGAUUGAAACAAAGGGCAAGAAAGUCGCUGGGCGCACGGUAGCCUCUCUGGAAAAGCGUGGUCAACAAGCUGGCGGAGCAGAUGAUGAGGAUGAGGAUGAAGAAAUGCUAGAAAAAAUCCCGUUUGCGUGCAUUAUUUGCAAGGAAUCAUACAAGAAUCCGAUUGUGACCAAGUGUGGACAUUACUUUUGCGAGUCGAAGAAUCCUUCGUGUGCUGCUUGCGGUGCGGGGACUGGAGGUGUUUUUAACACUGCGAAGAAAUUGAAUCGAUUGCUGGAAAAGAAACGUGAAAGAGUUAAUAGGAAGCGAGAACAGGCUAUUGGCAAUGGAGAGGAACUUGAGGAUGAACAGGACGCUGCGGCUUGA